Messenger RNA from Knipowitschia caucasica, 2289 nucleotides. The record is from the annotation of a GenBank genome assembly. NCBI's taxonomy places the organism in Eukaryota, Metazoa, Chordata, Actinopteri, Gobiiformes, Gobiidae.
AUGCGCCUCUCUUCCUUUUUGGCCGUGUUCAGGCCUGCUUUACCCUUGAUCCUGGGACUAUCGUUGGGAUGCAGUCUCAGUCUAUUAAUGGUGUCUUGGACACAAGACACGGAUGACUCCUGUCGAGAUGAACUGGGAAAUAGAAGACUUUUUCUGGGCAGAGGAGAUGCUCUCAGAGACACGAGAGAUGGUUUCAACAAUGAAGACUUUCAGCCACGCAUCAUACCAUACCACAAAGACCCAAACAAGCCACACAAAAAAGUCCUCAGGACACGAUAUAUUCACACAGAGCUGGGCAUCAGAGAGCGCCUCUUGGUCGGCGUGCUGACAUCACGGGCCACACUCAACACUCUGGCCGUGGCGGUGAACCGGACAGUCGCACACCACUUCCACCGGACUUUCUUCUUCACAGGUCUGCGCAGCCCCAAAGUUCCCCAUGGAAUGACCGUGAUCACACACGGUGAUGACCGGCCUGUGUGGCUAAUGUACGAGACUGUGAGGCACCUGCACCAGCAUCAUGGCUCUGAAUACGACUGGUUCUUUCUGGCCCAGGAUGACACCUACAUUCAGGCGGAUCGCUUGUCAGAGCUUGUGGGGCACCUCAGCGCAGGCCAGGACCUGUACAUGGGAAGAGCAGAGGAGUUUAUCGGUGGAGAGGAAAAAGCUCGAUAUUGCCAUGGGGGCUAUGGUUACCUGUUGUCACGCAGCCUGCUGGCUCGGCUGCAGCCGCACCUCGAUACGUGUCGCAAUGACAUCCUCAGCGUCAGGCCCGACGAGUGGCUCGGACGCUGCAUCAUUGACUAUCUUGGUCUCAGUUGUGUUGAAGUACAUCAGGAGAUGAGUUAUCACUACUUUGAGCUUGGGAAAAAUGCUGACCCUGAGCGCGAGGACAGUCCACAGUUUAAAAUGGCUUUCACCGUGCAUCCCGUGUCAGAGCCCAACCUCAUGUACCGCCUUCACAAGCGCUUCAGUCACAUCGAGCUGGACUGGACCUAUGGGCAGAUCCAGCAGCUGCAGAAGCAGAUCAACAACUUGAGUGACUUGACGCCUGAGGGGGAGGCUGGAGUGACCUGGCCUAUUGGAAUAAACCCACCUUUCAAACCAAGGACUCGUUUUGAGGUGAUAAACUGGGAGUACUUCACCGAGGAGCACAUCUACUCGUGCAUGGACAGUUCUCCAAAGUGUGAGAUCAGAGGAGCGGAUCACGCCGAUGUGGCCGCCGUCCUGGAGAUCGCUGUGGAGCGUCUGAACGAGCGAUACCAGCCUCAGCUCCGCUUCCAGAAGAGGCGUUUACUGAAUGGGUACAGGAGGUUUGACCCCACGCGGGGGAUGGAGUACAUGCUGGACCUGGCUCUGGAGGCCUACACUCAGAAAGGCCACAGUCAGGUGAUCGUGAAGAGGGUGAACCUGCUGCGGCCGCUGAGUUCAGUGGAGAUUAUUCCCAUGCCGUAUGUGACAGAGGCCACUCGAGUGCAGGUCAUUCUUCCAGUUACGGCUCAGGACCAGGACUUUGUCAGUAACUUCCUGGACAUGUACGUCAUGAACACUCUGGACACUCAUGACAAUGUGUUGCUCACCUUUUUGUUCAUCUAUGACCCGUUUGAUGCUCAGCGCGUCAGCCAAACGGACGUGUUUGCUGGCAUUAAGGCCAUGAUUGGGGAAGUGGAGAAACGCUAUGGUGAUGUCAAAAUCCCCUGGAUCAGUGUGAAGACAGAGGUGCCCUCCCAGGUGAAGCUAAUGGACAUCAUCUCCAAGAAGCACCCAGUGGACACUCUGUUCUUCUUGGCCAGUGUGUGGACGGAGGUCAAUGCUGACUUCCUCAAUCGCUGUAGAAUGAACGCAAUCAGUAACUGGCAGGUGUUCUUCCCCAUCCACUUCCAAGAGUACAGCCCUGCCAUUGUGUCCCGAGACCAGCAGCCCUCAGCUGCCUCGUCCUUUGCCUCCGAGUCUCUGCGCGAUGGUCACUUUGAUCGCCAUGUUUUUGACGAAGCGUGCUUUUAUAACGCUGAUUACAUGACAGCACGGACCAAAAUGGCUGCUGACAUUUUGGACAAUGAGGACCUGUUGGAGAGCAUGGAUGUAUAUGACAUAUUCGUGCGCUACUCUGGACUACACGUGUUUCGAGCUGUGGAGCCAGCGCUCAUUCAAAAGUAUGUGAGGCGUGUUUGUAACCCACGUUUUAGUGAGGACAUCUACCACCGCUGUGUGCUCAGCAACCUGGAGGGCCUGGGCUCGCGCUCACACUUAGCCAUGGCUCUGUUUGAACAGGAGCAGGCUAACAGCACCUAA